Molecule: messenger RNA, 4236 nt
Organism: Anoplopoma fimbria (sablefish)
Lineage: Eukaryota; Metazoa; Chordata; Actinopteri; Perciformes; Anoplopomatidae
Gene: ccdc66
Product: coiled-coil domain containing 66
Biological process (GO): cilium assembly
Cellular component (GO): microtubule; cilium
Molecular function (GO): microtubule binding
Source: RefSeq, a predicted model, not a curated record
AAAUCAUUUACUGACCGUCUUAAAAGGUUGUCGGUUAACCUGUCGACUUCUAGGUUAACUGUUUCUUUGUCGGCAUGAAUCUCGGAGACGGCCUGCUGUUUGAACUUGAAAAUGGAAAACCCAAGUUGAUUUUACUCAGUCGUGGCGUUGAGAAGAAUCCAGCAAAGCCGUCCUUCAGAUCCAGAGCGGCUAACGUCCUGAGCUCCAGGCAGCCGUCCUGUGUGGAGGAGGCGCAGGGAGAGGAGCGUCCGGCCCGGCAGCAGCAUGCGGGGAGGCACAGAGAAACCAAGAGCAAGGCAGGAGGAGCAGCCGCCUCCUUCACCUCCAACACCAACACCACCGGGGGGAGGAGCUCCACUCUGACAUCAUCCAAGACAAAUGAACAUCACAAAGGAGUAAGCGUCAAAGCUGUGGCCAAGGUGAAGUCAGACAGACACAAACACGGCACUGAAGUCAACUCACUGAGGAGUGACGGGAAAACAAGACAGCCUCAGAACAGAGGGACACGAGCCGCUGGAAAGGAGGGACGAAUAAGCUCGCUGGCCAAUGGGGACGCAGGACCGAAGGACAGCGUGGUGUGUCUGACCAAUGAGCAGCUACAGAAGAUCCUCAACACAGUCCAGACCUCCAGUAUUGGUCAAGACCCAGUAGAGGACCACGGGACUCAUGGGAGUGGUAGUGAUGGUUGUGUUGACAAAGCUGGCUCCUCAAUGAAUGGAGGAGGAGGAGGAGAUACGAAGGAGGAAGAUAGAGGAGGAGGAACUGAUACCAGUGGAAGAUCACAGGAUAAAGACAACAGGUUGUCUGGAUGUCCGUUCAGCUGGCUGGAGGAGCGACAGUCAGAAAGCAGAGCGGCCAUCGAUGCCAAGAAGGCUCUGUGGAGGAGAGAACUCGAUGAGCAACUGGCGUUGAAGCAGCAGCAGCAGCAGAGUUCGGCUCCUGGCAGACUCCAGGGUGAGGAGGACGCAGAGAGUGUGUUCUCAGUUCAGAGCUCCUUCAGCCACAGAGAUCAGCAUGCAGCCAUCAGAUCCAGCCUCAGACUGGGGGAGGUCACCCCGAUGGAGGAGGUGCUGAGUGUGGAGAGGAGAGAGGAGCAGAGGAGACGCUGGCUGGAGGAGCUGGACCAGCAGAGAGAGGAGACCAGUGAACGCAGGAGACGAGAGAAACUGCUGCAGAGCCAGACGGAAGACCACGAUCUUUGGGCGAAACACUUUGACUCUCUGCAGAGGAGACCUCCAGUCCAGACCGCUGCUCCGUCAGCUCCGUCAGCUCCGUCAGCUCCUCCAGCUCCGUCCAUUGGCUCUGAGCGAGGGGACUGGGAGCCCUCGUCCAGUCUGUCCCUGGUCUGGGAGGCCACGAGCAGCUGUGGAGCCGAGAGUGUGGGGGGAGCCAGCGUAGACACAACCAGCGGAUACCCGGCCAGAGCCAGCUAUCUGAGAACCAUGACCGCCCUGCUGGACCCCGCCCAGAUAGAGGAGAGAGACAGGAGGAGGCUCAAGCAGCAGGAGCAGCAGCGAGCGAUCCAGGCCCAGGUGGAGGAGCGUCGGCUGCAGAAGAGGAGAGAGGAGGCGAGGAGGAGAGAGGAGCUGGAGGAGGAGGAGAGGAGGGUGGCGCUGGAGAGAGAGAUGAUGGAGAGACGGUACAAGAUGGACACACAGAGGGAGAGGCAGAAGUCAAGCAACCAGGAGGAGCAGCCAGAGACGGGACAAGACCAAGACAACGGGAGAAAGCCGGAGACUCUGGAGACAAAUGUGAACAGGCAGAGCGAGUGUUUGGAGGAGGAGGUCAACAGUUCAUCCUCCCCGUUCAAAGACACGGCUGUACAGACCGAAGCAGCUCCCUCUCUACCACUCAGACUUCAGACUCCUGACGUCUCUGCACAGUACCAGCCUCCUCCUCCUCCUCCUCUCUCUGCUGCUCCUCCAAACAUCAGGAACCAAGCGGUGAGAACAGGAAAGGAGAACGUCUGUCUGCCAGCAGCAGCAGCAGGAGGAGGUGGAGGAGGAGCAGGAGGAGCAGGAGGAGCAGGAGGAGGAGGAGGAGAAGACCCAUAUGAAGCGUUUGCCAGGACAGAUAGGAGCAGAAAGGACAAGAGGAGGCCGGAGUGGAACACACAGAGGCCCAGCCGUCGGUUCGUUCCAGCCUCGCAGCGUUACCCGGCCCCUCUGCAGAGGAACAGACAGGAGAGUCGACAGAAGAGGCAGGCCGAGCUCCUCGCUCUGCAGGAGAGGACUUGUGUGUCCAGGACCAACCCUCCUCCUCCUCCUCCUCUUCCUCCUCCUCAGCACCAGGAGCCUCGUCUCUGCUCCAACCCCACACAGACCAGAACCAGUCCCACCAGGAGGGCGGAGAAUGUUUCCAGAGGACAGAGCAUCUUGGCAGCCAUCAACUCUGAAAGGGGGCGCUCUCCUCCCGACCCCACUGUUGGACACAGAGUUCAGGGUCAGCAGGCUCCUCCUCCUCCUCCUCCGGAGUUCAUUCCUUACGUCCGGACUGAUGAAGUCUUCAACAUGGAUCCACUGGAGCCUGCUGACCCCCCACCGCCCCACACAGGUCAGACACACACACACACAGAAGCUCCUCCUCAGAGCUCAGCGUCUCCUCCUGCUCCCUCACAUCGGCUCCUCCACUCUGAACUGCUGCGUAACACACAGACUCACCGACAGCAGGAGAUCCUCAGAGGCCUGGCCCAGCUACGGCAGGGUUUGUUGCAGAAGCAGAGGGAGCUGGAGACGGAUCUGAAUCCUCUGCUGAAGCGCCAUGACAACGAGCACCGGCCGCCCACGGCAACGCUCCGCAAGUGACCUCUGACCCCAGCUCCAUAUGUGUGUGUGUGCUGAUAGUGUUUGGUAGAGCCGUCACGGAGAACAUUUAAAAACAGGAGCUCGUUCAGUCGUCCAUCUCUCAGACAUUGAAUGUUCAAAGUGCCAAAAGUCAGAGUUUACUUAGAUUUUGGGAGUUUUAAAAGUGAAGCUGAUUGUAUCAGAGUGAAUGUGAGACUUUUGAUUUGGGGUCGUUUCAGGAGGCAGAAGUGAUUGUUUUUCUUUCUCUUGGCAGCAUCUCAGUAAAUUAUAGAAGCCCUGAAAAAGAAAAGAAAAAAAUCAGGUGAUCCAUGUUUAUAACGCUAAUAUAAAUAGUUUCAUCUCUUACUUUAAGAUUAUCUUUCCUAUUUUUUUCUAAAUCAGUGAAAAAGGUGGAAAACAGGUGAAUUUUUGUUGUUGUUGUAAUACUUAUUUUGGCCACAAGAGGCUAAAGUGCACCACAACCCUGUGUUUCUAAAAAAGACUAAAAUCAUAUUUUCUUACAGGUGAUUCUAAAUUAUGUUAUGUAUUAUAUUAAGUUAUGUAAAUUAAAACUUACCUGGAAAAAACAAACGCUUUAAAUCAUAAUCCACUUUUUUCUCCCCCACCUGUUUCAGAAAUUAAUUUGACCAUAGAAUUUUUUUUUAUCUUUAUAAAAUCAUAAAGACAUUAAACUUUUACAUCAGACUCAGAAAAUGGAUCACCAGAUUGUUAUUGUUUUUCUCACUUUCCUCUCUGGGCUUCCGUAGUAAAUAGUCUUAUAUAAGACUAUCUUAUCUUAUCUUAUUGUAAGACCCUUAAAUCUUAAAGAGCACUUUGCAGUUCUGUUACUUUCACUGUUGAAAACAAAUGUCUGUGUGCAUCUUUUGAGCACCAAGUGUGUUAUUUGUUUAUUUACCACAAACAAUGUUACUUAGUCAGUAAAAAUGUAUUUUUACUGACUAAUUCAUUUUAUUUAAUUAAUCUCAUGGUAUUUCUAAAUUGUUUGAACCUGAUUUUAAGUGACAGCUUCUAAGGGGAGACAAACCACUACUAUUGGAGCUGGUCUGGGUUCAUUUUUACGAACCAUCAACUGUGAUGGCAGCUAAACAGACGUCGUCAUAGUAACAGGGACAAACAUUUGCUUGCAUCACAUACCAAACUAAAGUGUGAGUUUCCGGUUAAAGACGAGGACUCGACCUUCUUUAAAUCUGCUCCAUCAGUUCUACCUCACAUCAAGGUUAUAUUAUGACAUGUUCAUCACUAACUGAAUUCAUUCAGGGUUUUUUAAGUAACAUUUUCCAUAAGAAUGACACUGUACCAAACACGUAUCGAGGGUAACUUUUGUUUUUUUGAAGCAGAGGAGCACAGCACUUAUUUAAAUCAUGAAUAAAAUAUGAAUUGUUAUUUUAGUUUCUUCAGCUUCCUGCUGGCCGAGGAGCUCCAUGUUUCUUUA